AUGCCUCACUUAAAUAAAGUUCAUAAAAGUUGUAAAAAUGCGCAUCUUGCAAAAAUAUCUAAAUUUAAUAAACCAUCAAUCUUAGUUAAAACUCUAACUAAUCAACAACAAAUACCAACUUUUCAAUUAAUUCCAACUGAAAGUAAUUCAUUUAAUCUAUUAGAAAUUGAAGAAAUGGUUAAUCAACAACAAAUUUCAACCUCUCAA
Messenger RNA from Racocetra persica, 207 nucleotides. The record is from the annotation of a GenBank genome assembly. Lineage: Eukaryota; Fungi; Glomeromycota; Glomeromycetes; Diversisporales; Gigasporaceae.